Messenger RNA from Anopheles bellator, 483 nucleotides. RefSeq lists its product as uncharacterized. Gene Ontology annotation, molecular function: chitin binding. The transcript has a single exon. Gene Ontology annotation, cellular component: extracellular region. The record is from RefSeq and is a predicted model, not a curated record. Bases 1 to 483 code for a protein of 160 amino acids. NCBI's taxonomy places the organism in Eukaryota, Metazoa, Arthropoda, Insecta, Diptera, Culicidae.
AUGAAUUGCAAUCUGCCAGAGGUAUCGGUAUGCGUGGAGAACGUGGCUACGCCACCGACCGUUGGCCCUGGAACUCCGGCGCCACCUAUUGACAAUGUGCCAACGGUUCCAACCGCUGGACCCAUUGUACCUUCGCCAGAAGUUCCCACGGCUCCGACAGCCCUACCACCAGUGGAAGUUCCAACUGCUCCCUCACCUACCACUAUCGUCCCCACUCCUGUGCCAACUCCCGUACCAACUCCCGUACCAACUCCCGUGCCCACUCCUAUUCCCAAUCCAACGCCAGCGCCUUCGCCAGGCAAUCCACCAGACUGUCCUCCGAACGCGGUGUUCUACUAUCCCCAUCCCAACUGCUCCUUCUUCUACCGCUGUGUCUGGGGCGUGCUGCACACCCUCCAGUGUCCACCGAAUCAGUUCUGGAACCAAGAACGUGAGUACUGUGACCAUCCAUUUAACGUGAACUGCCCGGCUGGUGCAGGAUAA